Molecule: messenger RNA, 2513 nt
Organism: Xenopus laevis (African clawed frog)
Lineage: Eukaryota; Metazoa; Chordata; Amphibia; Anura; Pipidae
Gene: ugdhl.L
Product: UDP-glucose dehydrogenase like L homeolog
Exons: 12
Coding region: 503-1990 (495 amino acids)
Biological process (GO): glycosaminoglycan biosynthetic process; UDP-glucuronate biosynthetic process
Cellular component (GO): nucleus
Molecular function (GO): oxidoreductase activity, acting on the CH-OH group of donors, NAD or NADP as acceptor; UDP-glucose 6-dehydrogenase activity; NAD binding
Source: RefSeq, a predicted model, not a curated record
CUGACUAUGCUAGUGCUCAGUGAAAUAACAGCUCUAUUGUACGUUUCCCGGCAGGGCGGGACGGGGGUCGGACAAAUCACUGACAGACGUGCCUACAAUUUCACUGCCUCAAGAACUCAGCAGGAGUUUUCCCCCUGAGUUUUCCUCAGUUAAUAUAUGGGUGAAAAAAUGUGUCCCCCUUUUUCUCUUGUUUAUAUUAAAGCUGCUAUUCCUAAUAGCGCAGCAGGAAUACUCUUACUACCUCAGCAACCAAAUCCGCUAGCUCCCACAAUGCAACAGUGUUUCUAGUUCCACAGUGAGGGGCUGGCCCUGCGAAACAAGGUGUGUGGAAGAGGCGGGGCUUAGCUCCGGCCAAUAGCAGGCUGCCUGGGCGGCUCCAGGUACUGUACUUCAUAAAAAGCCGAAAAGUAGUGUAUGACUUCACCCUAGCUGCUCCCCUUAGAAGAGUCUGAAGGUCCGUGUCGCCCAUUUGUACCCAGAAGAGAAAAAACUUGAGAAAAAAAUGGUUCAGGUUAAAAACAUUUGCUGCAUCGGUGCUGGGUACGUCGGAGGUCCGACAUGUACAGUCAUAGCUCAGAUGUGUCCAGAAGUCAUGGUCACAGUGGUGGACAUCAACGAGGAGAGAAUCCGUGCCUGGAACUCUGACCAGCUGCCAAUUUAUGAGCCUGGUCUCCAAGAAGUGGUGGAUGGAUGUCGAGGGAAGAAUCUCUUCUUUUCAACUAAUAUAAAUGAAGCCAUUAAAAAAGCUGACAUCAUCUUUAUUUCGGUGAACACUCCCACCAAAACUUUUGGCCUGGGUAAGGGCCGAGCAGCUGACUUGAAAUACGUAGAAGCUUGUGCUCGCCAGAUUACCGAUGUUGCUGAUGGCUACAAGAUUGUAGUGGAAAAGAGCACGGUGCCCGUACGAGCAGCUGAAAUUAUUCGGCGGAUUUUCAAAACCAGCACUAAACCCAACCUGUCUUUCCAGGUUCUUUCAAACCCAGAGUUUUUGGCAGAAGGCACUGCCAUUGAGAAUUUAAAGAACCCAGACAGAAUCCUCAUUGGAGGAGAUGAGACACCAGCAGGCCAGAAAGCCAUUGCAGCCCUCAGUGAAGUGUAUGAACACUGGGUUCCUAAGAGUAAAAUAAUCACAACCAACACCUGGUCAUCUGAGCUUUCCAAGCUGGCCGCUAAUGCAUUUUUAGCACAAAGGAUCAGCAGUAUCAAUUCAAUCAGUGCACUAUGCGAAGUAACAGGAGCUGAUGUAGGAGAAGUUGCUCAUGCUAUUGGGACUGAUCAGAGGAUUGGCCGUCCUUUCCUGCAAGCAAGUAUUGGAUUCGGAGGCAGCUGUUUUCAAAAGGAUAUUCUAAACUUAAUAUACAUAUGUGAGACACUCAGCCUUCAUGAGGUGGCUUUGUACUGGCAGCAGGUGCUGGACAUCAAUGAAUAUCAGCGGCGGAGAUUUGCUUCUCGCAUUGUAAACUGCCUGUUUAACACAGUGGCAGACAAGAAGAUAGCACUUCUGGGGUUUGCAUUCAAGAAAGAUACUGGUGAUACAAGGGAAUCGUCCAGCAUCUACGUCUGCAAAUAUCUGAUGGACGAGGGAGCUCACCUGGCCAUCUAUGAUCCGAAAGUCAAGAGAGAACAGAUUAUACGAGACCUUUCCCACUCAGCCAUCUCUGGGGACAAUCCGGAGAGAGUGUCAGAACUGGUAACCAUCACACCAGAGCCGUAUGCUGCUUGUGAAAACACCCACGCACUGGUCAUCUGUACAGAGUGGGACCUUUUUAAGAAUUUGGACUAUGAAAGGAUUUAUGGCAAAAUGCUGAAGCCUGCGUUUAUCUUUGAUGGAAGAAGGGUCUUGGACGAUUUGCAUAAGAGACUGCAGCAAAUUGGCUUUCAGGUGGAAACCAUUGGGAAAAAGGUCAAUCCGGUGGCUUCAUUAGUCUCCCGAGCAGCUUCCAAACCUGAAGAGCAAGAUCCAACCCCACCAAAGAAAGUUAAAAUGUAAAAUGUUUUGUUAAUGUAAAAUAGUUCAAAUCUAUUUUAUUAAUAUAGUUCAUUUGAUAUGGAAAAGUACUUCUAAAACAACUGGACUUGCUAAAUGCAGUUAUUACUGUAGAAAUGUCCCUAUAAAGUUAUGGAACCUUUUCUUAUGUAUCUGGAAUAUUUAUCUCUAUAUAAAAUGUACUUUUGCUUUAUAGUCUCCCUUUAAAGUCUAGUUCUGUUGGACUCUUAUGCCACCAAAAACUACAUUAACUAUUUUGUUUGUGGUUAAAGGGGCUGUUAACCUUCCAACACUUUUCUUCAGCUAGUUCACCAGAAAUAAAGACUUUUUUUGGUUCCUUAUCAUCUACUAUUUAUGACCGUUCUUAUAAUAUUGAAACUUAAAGUUAAAAUGAAUGUCCUUCUAAAGCAGCUUCGGUAGGGGUGGGGGGUCACCGACUGUAAACUGUUCUAAAUUGGUACAUUGAAAAAAUUUGAACUGAAAAUGUAUUUGGAAGCCAAACAACCCCUUUAAUAAUAUUUUUUUA